Molecule: messenger RNA, 1708 nt
Organism: Plasmodium reichenowi
Lineage: Eukaryota; Apicomplexa; Aconoidasida; Haemosporida; Plasmodiidae
Product: putative membrane protein
Exons: 1
Source: RefSeq, a predicted model, not a curated record
UCAAACGGAUGAAACGGGGGACAAUCACACCUUGGACAACCCCAAUUUUUACAACCCCAAUUUUUACAACCCCAAUUUUUACAAUCCCAAUUUUUGCAAUAACACCUUGGGUAUCCCAAAUAAUAAGAAAGAAACUCAAAACCACUUUAGCCAUACCCACACGAAGGAGAACAAUAUUAUGAAGGAUAAAGAUUUCCUAUACCUAAACAAUAAAAGUUAUGAUAACAAUUUAUUUGUUGCAGGUAAUAACAUCAAGAGUCCCAAUGAAAAUAUAAAAAAGAUAAUAGAAUUGAAUACAACAAAACUUGUAGAAGAAAGAAAUAAUUCAUUACUAGAUAUAAACGAAUAUAAUAACAAUAGUAAUGAUUUGAAUGAAUAUUUUGAUAAUUUAAUAGAAAAUAAUAUAUUGUCAUAUAGAAAAAUAAAUAUAAAAAAAAAUAAAAUAGGAACCAAAUUUAUUAUGAAUAAAUUAAUGUAUACUAAUGUAUCUAAUAAUGAAAGAUAUAGAUAUUAUUUAGACGAUAAUUUAAAAGUCUCUUAUAUUAAUCAGUUGAGAUUAAUGAUACCAUAUAUAUCAUAUUGUUUAGGAAAAAUAGCUAUGUCUAUUGUUUUUUAUAUUUUUUAUAUACGAUUUGAUAUAAGUUAUUUAAAAUUAAUUUUAACAGAUUAUAAAAUGUAUUUUAAAUUAUUUGAACAUAAGAAUAUUAUAUUUAUUGUUUCCUUUUCUAUAAUAUUAGGAAAUACAAUUAUAUCAUUCUUUUCAUUCAUUUUCUUAUCUUCCUUUUGUGAAGUAUUAUUAUCAACUUUAUUUAUAUUUAUAAAAUGUAUUUCAGAGUUCUUAUUCCUUUUAUUAUUAGUAUAUAAUGAAGUUUUUGAAAUCUUCCUUAGAAAUAUUAAACAACCAGAUAAAUAUGCUUCAUACUUCUUUUUAACAUUUGCUGUUAUCCCAUCAUUUAAAAUUAUUAAAAAUAUAUACUUUUUUCUAUGUGCUUUAUCAGGAAGGCAAUUUAUAGCAUAUAUUAUCAGACCAUUCAUUAAAGAUAAAAACAUAAGUAAAUUACCUAAUUUUUUUAAUCUAAACGAAUACAAUAAUAAUAAUAAUAAUAAUACUCAUAAUAAUAAUAAUAUUUCUCAAAACAUGAACUACAUAAAUGAAGAUUAUUAUUUAUUUCAUAAUAAUGACAUGUAUACAAAAAAUAUAGUUAAAGGAGAUUAUAAAGGAUUCAUAUCUAUUGCUUCCUUAUUAAUAUAUAUUAAUACAAAAUAUAUGCAUGGAUUAGCUUCUUUAUCAACAUUAAUGCUAGGAAAUAAUUUUAUUAAAAAUUUAAGACUUAAUUACAAUUUAAGAAAUAACCAUGUAUUACUUAUAUUUAUUAACUUCUUUACAAGAUUAUCAUUAUUAUUAUUUAUUUAUGUGCAUUACAAAACAAAUGAUAAAUUAUAUGAAUAUGUAGAAUACUUCUAUUAUUUAGUCACUUUUAUAUUUAUAUUAGAUUUUAUUUUUAAAUGUGUCUAUAUGUUCAUAUCACAUAAUCUAAGAUUGUGCGCAGCAUAUCACCUAGAAUUAAAAUCUAUGUAUGAAGACAUUUAUUAUCAUAGCCAAAUCAAAAAGGAAUCUUCAAAAGAAUAUUUAAAACAACUAUAUGCAAAAUAUCAAACCAACAAUUUUUAUUACUACAACAUUCCUCUCUUUUCAGAAUUUCUAUGA